GCGCCUAGCCGGCGAGGCAGCUCGAGGAGUCUCAGGGGGUGGGCUCGAGCCCAGGAGGCGUGGCAGUAGCUCCAAUAAAAUCUGUGGCCAGGGUAGAGAUAAAUUCCAAGCCCGCCUCCCACCCUGGGCUGUCCUUUACUCAACCAGCGCUUACUUGGCGCAGCCGAGGGGAUGUGGCGUGAGUGGUCGGCGUCCGUAAAGACACGUUGAGCACGAUGACGCAAUUCAUAACAAUGAGCGUGGCAACCACCAUGACGAAAAUAAGAUACCUGAGAUACCCGGGAGGCAUGAUGUCACAGCAUCCCACUAAACAGGAGAGGCUGUUGGCUGUCUUUCUACUUCACAAACAACUCCACGCAAGUGGAGGAGUUACUUCACUGAGGUACCCCUCCACGACGCCAGUAUUGUCCCCGCCCUUCUGCACCUACCAUCUGUUGCAGCCAUGAAGGGGACUCCCAGCAACUUGGACACCCUGCUGUGGGUCUACCAUUUCCACAGCUCCACCGAGGUGGCCCUACAGCCUCCGCUUCUAUCUUCCCUGGAACUUGCUGUGGCCGCAGCUCACGAAUAUCUGGUGCAAAGGUUCAGAGAACUUAAGUCCCAGGAGUCCCUGGAAUCGGAUAAGCCGGAUAAGCCGCCAGCCCAGAAGGCCACCUUAGGGCUGGUGCUAAAGGAAGCUGCGACCAGCAUCGUGAGCUUUGGCGCCACCUUGUUAGAGAUCUCCGCCCUGUGGCUACAGCAGGAGGUGCAGCUACUGGACGCAGGGGCAGGGGGGCCAGGCCUGGACACUGGGAAUCCAGGGAGGGCGCUGGCCCGUGUAGCCCGGGCUGCAGGGCAGGGGAUUCGGCAAGCUGGAGCAGCAGCUGGUGCAAGUGUCCGGUAUCUGAUCCAGGGGGCGUGGCUGUGCCUGAGCGGACGUGGUUUGCAGGGGUCCACCUCAUCCCUGCAACAAACCCUAUGCCAGCUGGGCCUUGGGGUCCCCGGGAAUCCGGUGCGUUCGGAAUAAGGGGUGUGGCACGAGUCAGAGGAGGUGGGAUUGAGGAUAUACUGAGCCUUACUGACCUCUCCACAGAGAUACUCGGGAGACCUCAAGGUGGCAUCCAGCAGCAGUGAGGAGAACGGGGGACCAGAUAAUCCAACAUUGUCCCAGCCCCACCCUGUGUCCAAAUAAAAACCCAGAACGGGACAACUGCAAGUCCCCUAGACCAGCCUUCUUUGGAUCUGCCCUCCAUGCUGGUACCCCAUCUCUGUGGGAUUACCUGCCCAGCAGUGGCACGCUUAGAGACGUCUCUGGAAUUUUCUGGGCAAUUAGGAACAAGAAGACAGUCUGGGCUAGCAGGACAUUGAUUGAGACCGUGCAUUUCUGGCCACCGGCUAGAGGGAACAUACUGUGAGAGGCAUCCCAAGGAGCGAGGCCAACCUGGGGUUUAGGAGACAGGGGUCACCCCCUUACCCUGCGCAGGCAGGAAGUAAGCGAGCAGCACUAAGCCGGAAAUGAGCACACACGGUA
Messenger RNA from Cricetulus griseus (Chinese hamster), 1510 nucleotides. NCBI's taxonomy places the organism in Eukaryota, Metazoa, Chordata, Mammalia, Rodentia, Cricetidae. The record is from RefSeq and is a predicted model, not a curated record.